Molecule: messenger RNA, 1381 nt
Organism: Lolium rigidum
Lineage: Eukaryota; Viridiplantae; Streptophyta; Magnoliopsida; Poales; Poaceae
Product: E3 ubiquitin-protein ligase Os03g0188200-like
Exons: 1
Coding region: 135-1211 (358 amino acids)
Source: RefSeq, a predicted model, not a curated record
UCCCUAUCUUGUUCUUACGUUACACACUUUUCUCUUCCGCCUUCCUGUUCCUUCAAAACCUUCCUCCUUUUCUCCCUCACCGACGAACGCGGCAAGUCUGCCCGGCCGACUGCCGUUCACACCCCUGCCCGGAGAUGGAUCGCGGCCAGAUCGCGCUGCUCCUCCUUCCGCUUCUGCUCUUAUCGGCCGCGCAGCCAUCUCUGGCUCAACAGAGCAACGGCACGAGCAGCCACCGCUCCAGAACCGCCGGCGGGUUCACGCCGACCACCGCCAUCAUACUCGUCGUCCUCAUCGCCGCCUUGUGCCUCCUCACCGUCUUCUCCCUCUACAUCAACCGCUGCGCCCGCGCACACCCUCUCCCGCGCCGGCCGUCCCGCCGCGCCGCGCCUGAUCAGUCCGUCGGCGACAACGCCACCGCCGGCGGCAUCCGCGCCGACCAGUGUCGCCCAAACGGCCUCGACAGGGAGGUCGUGGAGGCCUUCCCCACGGCCGUCUACGGCGACGUGAAGGCCCGCAUGGCGACGACCAAGUCGGGCCCGCUGGAGUGCGCCGUCUGCCUCGCCGAGUUCGCGGACGCCGACGAGCUCCGCAUCCUCCCGGCGUGCUGCCACGUCUUCCACCCGGACUGCAUCGACCCGUGGCUCGCCGGCGCCGUCACCUGCCCGCUCUGCCGCGCCGAUCUCACCGAGCCCGCCGCCGCCGGGAGCGCCGACCUGACGCUGACGGGGCGGCAGGAGAUGGCCGUGCAGGAGGAGGAGCCACAGGAGGCCGACGAGGAGUCCUCGGUGGUUUCUUUCACCGCUGAAUCUCUCAGCAGCUUCAGCACAGUAUGGAGACACGAGUUCGCCGGCGCCGAGUACAACCACUACCGGAGGACGCAGUCGGCCAUGGACGCGCCCGACCGGCACACUCUCAGGCUGCCGGAGCACGUCAUGAAGGAGCUCGCCGCCGUCCGGAGGCACCGGCGGGCGGCCAGCCUGGCCGCGGAGUACCCGGACACCGUGGAUCAGAGGACGCCGGGGUGGCUCACAUCCUUCUUGCGGUCCAUGUCGUGGCAGCGGCAGCGUCGGGCAGACUCCGAUGCCGGGGAGGAACAAGGCGGCAGCAACAAACGGAUUUAUCCGGUGACCGGCGGAGCGCCGAGCGGAUCGGGAUCCGGUGGGGACGAGAAGAAAGACAGCUCCGACGUUGACGCGUUAAACCGGGUUUGACCUCUUCGUUCUUGCGUGUAAUCUUCGUCUGAGUUCCUUAUGCAAUGUGCGUCGGUAUAAUAUGGCACAAACAUUUUACCUGCAAAAUAGGAAAAUUUAGACCUAAGCACAUUGUUGUACCCGGCAAACCCUUCUUGCGAUCGCCAUAGAUUUGUGCACAUGGAGCAGAU